Molecule: messenger RNA, 471 nt
Organism: Solanum stenotomum
Lineage: Eukaryota; Viridiplantae; Streptophyta; Magnoliopsida; Solanales; Solanaceae
Product: 60S ribosomal protein L37a
Exons: 5
Coding region: 88-366 (92 amino acids)
Biological process (GO): translation
Cellular component (GO): ribosome
Molecular function (GO): structural constituent of ribosome
Source: RefSeq, a predicted model, not a curated record
UGCAGGCUGUAUCCAAUGGAAUUGUAGGGUUAGUUGCCGCUGCUAGGUCGUCUUCUUCAAUCGUCUUUACUUCCUUAACUCGUCAAAAUGACCAAGAGGACCAAGAAGGCUGGUAUUGUCGGCAAGUAUGGUACCCGUUAUGGGGCUAGUUUGAGGAAGCAGAUUAAGAAGAUGGAGGUCAGUCAGCACAGCAAGUAUUUUUGUGAGUUCUGUGGGAAGUAUGCCGUGAAGAGGAAGGCUGUUGGUAUUUGGGGCUGCAAAGAUUGUGGUAAAGUCAAAGCAGGGGGUGCCUAUACGCUCAACACUGCAAGUGCUGUCACUGUUAGGAGCACCAUUCGAAGGCUAAGGGAGCAGACAGAGAGCUAGACACUGGAAUCUGAAUGUCUUAUGCAAGUUGAAUGUUUGAUUUUGCUUUGCUUAUAUGUACUCAUGUUUCAACUCAAAUUGCUUACAUCUGGAUCCUUUCCAGCA